Molecule: messenger RNA, 2923 nt
Organism: Setaria italica (foxtail millet)
Lineage: Eukaryota; Viridiplantae; Streptophyta; Magnoliopsida; Poales; Poaceae
Product: pentatricopeptide repeat-containing protein At2g45350, chloroplastic
Exons: 3
Coding region: 301-2088 (595 amino acids)
Biological process (GO): RNA modification
Molecular function (GO): protein binding; RNA binding
Source: RefSeq, a predicted model, not a curated record
UCAAUAGCAACCUCUGGGGUUAUUGUAUCCACCUGACAGUCAAUUCAUUACAAAUCAGGUGAGAUCGGCCUAUUCAAUAUAUAUUAAAUCUAGUAUAUUGAUCGUUUUAACAGAAAAGACCAGCCUAUUCAAUUUUUUUUCAGGAAACGCUGAUCAUUUUUUCCCAAAAGAAAUAUGCAUUCAUUUUUUCAGGUUAAAUAGUGUUUCUUGUUUAUUUGCAACAAUCAAGCUGAUGUUCUGCUUAUUCACGUGUGCCAAGAGCUCGAAUGCAGAAAACCCCGAUUCCCGCCAUAACCUCCGAUGCCUUCCCCUCCACCGGGCCUCCCGCGCCGCCGCUCGCCGGCGGCGGCCACAGCCCUGCUAUCGCGUCUCCGCGCCGCCGCCGGACCGAACUCUCCCCGCCACCUCCUCCUCCGGUCCAUGGCGCUCGUCCUCACCUCCGGCCUCUCCUCCUCCCACCCGGCCCUGGCCUCCCGCCUCCUCAACUCCCUCCUCCCGCACGUCCCGUGCCACCGCCUCCCCGCCCUCCUCCGCCUCCUCCCGCGCGACCACCUCACGCUCCUGCUCCUCUCCUCCGUCAAGCACCACCACGCCCACUCCCUCCCCGCCGCUUGCGCGCUCCACGGCCUCGCCGUCGCCUCCGGCCACCUCCCCUCCGACCUCCGCCUCGCCAACUCCCUCCUCUCGCUCUACCUCUCCCUCGGCUCACCGGGCUCCGCGCGCCGCCUCCUCGCCGACAUCCCCCGCCCCGACACCGUCACCUGGAACACCCUCCUCCGCGCCUGCCUCCGCAUGGGCAUCCUCCCUGCCGCGCGCCGCCUGUUCGACGAAAUGCCGGAGCGGGACCUCGUCUCGUACAAUUCCAUGCUGGCUGGGUACGCGGCCGAGGGGGACAUGGUCGGCGCCCGGGAGCUCUUCGAUGAAAUGCCGGAGAGGGACGUGGUUACGUGGAACUCAAUGCUUGCUGGUUAUACUCGGCGCGGGGACAUGGAGAGCGCCAAGAAGAUGUUUGAUGCGAUGCCAGUGAGGGAUGUUGUGUCAUGGAACUCGGUGCUGGAUGGGUACGCCCAGGCCGGGGACGUCAAGAUGGCGAGGAUGGUUUUCGAUGGCAUGCCAAGGAGGAGUAUCGUGUCGUGGAAUGUUGUUCUUGCGUUAUAUGCAAAGGUGAAGGACUGGUGUGAGUGUUUGAGGCUGUUUGAUGCGCUGAUGGCUGUGGGGGAAAACAUUCCAAAUGAGAAGACGUUUGUGAGUGUUCUGACAGCCUGUGGUAAUUUGGGUGAUCUUGAGAGGGGGAAAUGGGUGCAUAGCUUGGUCUGCGAGAGGUGGGAGAGACUUGUGCCAGAUGUACUACUGCUUACAGCACUUCUUACAAUGUAUGCCAAGUGUGGGGUGAUGGGGACAGCAAAGGAGAUAUUUGAUUCGAUGAGUGAAUGGAGUGUUGCAUCCUGGAACUCAAUGAUCAUUGGGUACGGAUUGCAUGGGCAUAGUGAGAAAGCUCUCGAGUUGUUCACGGAGAUGGAGAAAAGCGGGCCUCAGCCAAAUGAGACAACUUUCAUCUGCAUCUUGAGCUCAUGUGCUCAUGGAGGCUUGGUGCUUGAAGGCUGGUGGUGUUUCGAUAGGAUGGUCAGGUUCUACAAUAUUGAGCCGAAGGCUGAGCACUUUGGCUGUAUGAUGGACCUCCUUGGUCGUGCUGGACUGCUCAGAGACUCUGAGGAGCUCAUCAAGAAUUUGCAGGCGAAGGUGUCACCUGCAUUAUGGGGCGCCCUAAUAGCAGCCUCUCGAACUCAGGACAGCUCCAAACUUGGAGAGUUUGUUGGAAAGAAGUUGAUUGAAAUGAAGCCAACAGAGUUCAGCUCCUACGUGCUUCUGUCAAACAUUUAUGCUGCGGAAGGCAGAUGGGAUGAAGUCGAAAAAGUAAGGAAGGUGAUGAAGGAGAAUGUGGUGGAAAAAGAUGUAGGAAUGAGCCUUGUAGGAUCAAGUGAGCCUCAUCAAAUUGCUGACGAUGGCUUUUCGUUUCAAAAGAAUUCUGUGAUGCUUUCGAUGUUGGGUUACAUGGGUGUGCAUGUGAAACAACCAUCUCAAGUGUAACUCUAGGAGGGAAGCUUAUUAGUUGUCGCAUGACACGUCCAACAGAGCUUAUGGAUUCUAUUUCACUCAUAUUUGGGAAGAUAAAUGCCAAGUGGCAAUGCUUAUGUUUCAAUACCUCAUGGUUGCUGAUAGUUGGGCAAUUGCAGUAAGUCAGUCGGUUCAGAGUUUGCAAACAUUUCUUUUUCAUGUACAUCACUGGUAUUUAACUGUUAAUACAAGGGAAAUCUUUGUUCUCGGACACAGUUCAGUUUUGAAUUAAACAUGUGCUACUUUAGGUGCUCAAUAGUACAAUUUGGAGGGAUUUUUGCUAGUGGAUUCAAGGGGCAUUUAAGGAUUCCAUGGAGAUCAUACCCAGCCAUGGUGGAUUUACCGAUAAGGUGGACUACCAGCAGAUGAUCAUGGCUGUCGUUGUGAACAUCUACUGCCAAUAUGUGAUGGUACAAGACGUCUGUUGGGAUUACCUAGCAGGUAAAUUGGGCUCACCAUACUUGUACGCUAAACAAAGCUCACCAGCAGCAGCAGUUCAGCACCAUAAAGAAAUUUAGCUGUUAAGUACCACUCUAUAAUGGAGAUACUUGGGAAUUCCUUGUUCGUGUAACAGCAUGGUCUAUAAUCCACAUGUACAGCACUAACACCCUAAGAACACAGCAGAAUAUCAACAUCGCUGAACAGAAACACAACGCAGCAUGAAUUUGACAUUGAAGCAUUGAGCUCUCGCAAAUUUCAGGGAUGAUUUGUUGUCACCUUUUUUGUUUUUGCUUCUUGUGUUGUCGUGUUUGUUACUGACUCAAAAACCAGCAAACGUUGUUUUCAAAUAUAGCCAAUGUUUUCUUCA